Molecule: messenger RNA, 4014 nt
Organism: Eupeodes corollae
Lineage: Eukaryota; Metazoa; Arthropoda; Insecta; Diptera; Syrphidae
Product: putative ATP-dependent RNA helicase DHX57
Exons: 7
Coding region: 114-3926 (1270 amino acids)
Cellular component (GO): intracellular anatomical structure
Molecular function (GO): ATP binding; metal ion binding; RNA binding
Source: RefSeq, a predicted model, not a curated record
UUGUCAGUCAGUUUUUUUUUUUAAGUUUAAUAGGAUUUGCAAAUGUGCGAAUUCUGCUUAAAUUCGAGUUCUAUUUCCAUUUUCUUGUUCUUUUAAAUCAAAUAAAAACUACAAUGGAUGAUGCAUCGCAGAAACUUAUCGAAGACUGCUUCCUGCGGCCCAUAUCCGAAGUUAGAUCCACGAACACAGUAGAAGAUCCACAUACUUCUAAAACUGUUAUGAAAACAGAACUUCAAGUGCUACGACUUGACGAUGAAUCACAGAAACUCAUAAUGGAAACCUUACGCUUUAUUUAUGGCGAUGAUUUCAAAUUGAACGAUUCGUCACAGUAUAAGGAUAGAGGCUCAAAAAUGAAAAAGAGCUACUGGGAAGAUCGGGGCUCUCUUGUUGUCCAGAGCAUUUCAAAUUUCUCCGCUCAGGAUGGAAAAUGUGAUGAUCCUCUGGAUCGGUUGCAGCGAUUCGCCAUUGUAAAGCUCGAAAAUUAUGGCUUCCCGGAAUCACAUUGUGUUGAGGCACUGCAGCACUGUGAAUGGAACAGCGAUGAGGCUUUGAUUCUGCUAUAUACCAAAUACAUGAGAGUGUGUAAGGAUAAGUCAGCAGACCAAGAACCAACAGAAUCAAGCAAAGCAUCCCUAUUAGAGACGUUAGAGGACGAGAAGCUUGUCCUUGAGUCAAUAUAUGAGAAUGCUUUUCAGGAGAAAGAAAAAAAUCAAAUCUGGAGCUUGAAGUUUGAAAUAAACCACCUCCUUGUUCACAGUCCCUCGGAAGAGAAAAAGAUAAAGAAGGCAAAUGAAGCUCUGUUGUUGCGCAGCAAAGAGGCAAAGUCAAAACCAAAAUGCAAGAACUUCGCCAGAGGGCACUGUAAGUUUGAGUCCAAAUGUCGAUUUUCACAUGUGCUUGACGAAGAUCGUUCUGACAGCCGAAAUGGAAAGACGGAGGAGGCGGAGGAGAAAUGGUUCUUUCUUGAAAUCAGGUUUCCCAAAAACAGUGCCUAUCCGAAUGAAGCUCCAUUCAUAUUUCUGAAAACCACCUUACACGAUAUUCCUCGAGACAUUUUGUUGAAAAUAUCCCGAAAGCUUUACAAGGAGGCAGUGGAUAUGACCAGAGAUGGAGUACCAUGCGUGUAUACCAUCUCUCAGCUGCUUUUGGAUGAGAAUAUGUCACAAAGUAUAAAAGACGACCACCAGCCUUUUCCGAAUUCAGAGAAAUCCCUCUUUGCCACUGAUGCCUCCACGAAGAGCGAAAACUCUAGUGACCCCUCAAAGCCACUGCCAACUCACUACGAAAAAGGUCAAUUGGGCAAAUCCGACGGUUCCAACUUAUCCGCUCAGCAAAUUCUUCGCGAAGACAAAGAGUUAAUUCGAAAGUUCAUCGAGAAACAGACAAAUGACAAAUACAAGAAGAUGUUAUCUGCCAGACAGAGUCUUCCCGCCUUCUCCAAGAUGACCGAAAUUCUCAAUCAGAUUGCCUCAAGCCAAGUGCUGGUUAUUUCCGGUGAGACGGGGUGCGGUAAGAGUACGCAGGUACCUCAGUUUAUUCUGGACAAUUGGUUGUAUGAGUCUUCAAAACUAGAAGGAAAGGAAACUCCAUCACAUGUGGAGAUAGUCUGCACCCAACCCAGACGUCUGUCAGCAAUUGGAGUGGCUGAGCGUGUUGCUAACGAAAGAGCGGAACGGGUGGGUCAGUCGGUGGGAUAUCAGAUUCGAAUGGAAAACAAAAUGUCGUCGGCAACGCGCUUGCUCUUUUGCACAACGGGUAUUCUGCUGAGACGUCUUGCUUCAGAUCCACACCUCUCAUCCGUUAGCCACAUAAUCGUAGAUGAAGUGCACGAGCGAAGCGAAGAAUCAGACUUCCUUCUGCUCAUUCUCAAGCGAACUCUCAAACGACGAAAAGAUCUAAAGGUUAUCCUCAUGUCCGCCACCCUGAAUGCUAACUUGUUUUCAGAAUACUUUGGUGGAGCACCGGUUCUGUCUAUUCCCGGGCGAACUUUCGACGUCGAACAACUGUUUCUGGAGGAUAUUUUGGAUGUGAGUGACUACGUCAUGGAGUUCGACUCUCAGUACUGCCGAAAAAUAAAGAAAAAAGAGGAGUCCGAGAUUAUGCGAGAAUUGGAGAACUUCGACGUCCAGGCAAUGUCCGAACCACCACCAAGGAACAUCAAAGAUGAAAACCUUAACUUGAGCGCUAUAUACGCUCGAUAUUCCAACUACUCGAGGAAAACUUGCAAAACAAUUUACCUCUCCGAGCCAAUGAAGAUCAAUCCGGAGCUAAUAGAAGGAGUUCUGAAGUACAUCGUUGAGGGUGAUCACGAUUGGCCAAGGAAGGGUUCAAUACUAAUUUUCCUCCCUGGAUUGCAAGAGAUUCAACUUGUGCAUGAAGCUCUCUCCAGCAACGUCUUAUUUGGCCCCAAAUCUGGACAAUUUAUACUCGUACCUCUUCAUUCGACACUGACGAGUGAAGAACAAUCCUUAGUCUUCCGUCCAGCACCAGUGGGUAAACGAAAAAUUGUUCUGAGCACAAAUAUCGCCGAGACCUCGGUAACUAUCGAUGAUUGCGUAUUUGUUGUGGAUUGCGGCAUGAUGAAGGAAAAACGUUUCGACUCCAAUAGAAAUAUGGAAUCAUUGGAUAUGGUUUGGGAAUCCCGCGCAAAUGCCAUGCAGAGGAAAGGUCGAGCUGGAAGAGUCAUGCCAGGCGUGUGUAUACAUCUUUUUACGAGUCAUCGAUUUGCGAAUAACUUCCUUAAACAACCUGUGCCUGAAAUACAUCGAAUACCACUGGAGCAGCUUGUGUUGCGAAUUAAAAUUCUGCCUCAAUUCGACGGAUUAAAAGUCCUAGAAGUUCUGGGUGAAACUUUGGAACCUCCAACCGAAGAAAAUAUCAUUUCUGCUGUGACAAGGCUUCAAAAUGUUGGGGCUCUAGAUGAAGAACAGACAUUAACUGCCUUAGGUCAUCAUUUGUCUGCACUUCCUGUGGAUGUUCGAAUUGGAAAACUUAUGCUGUUCGGUGUUAUAUUCCAAUGUCUGGAUAGUGUCCUUACGAUAGCUGCCUGUUUGAGUCAUAAGUCUCCAUUUGUAUCGCCUUUUGAAAAGAGAAACGAAGCAAACAGGAAAAAACGAGAUUUUGCUAUCUGUAAUAGUGAUCAUUUGACAUGUCUACAAGCUUAUAAGAAAUGGCUUGAAGUUUCUGCUAGAAGUCGACACGCUGGACGAAACUUCAUCGAUGAAAACUUUCUCUCCAUGAACUGUUUGCAGACGAUAGCAGAGCUGAAAUAUCAAUUCUUGGAGCUCCUAGUUUCCAUCGGGUUUGUGCCGAUCGAUGUGCCACGAAGGCGAAAAAAUGCCGAGGACAAUAUCCUCGGACUUACUGGUCAUGCUUUAAACGUAAACGGUGAAAAUAAUAGGUUGCUUAUUUCACUUCUUGCGGCAGCCCUAUACCCGAAUAUUGUGAAAAUCCUAACUCCUGAAAAAACCUACAUCCAAACAGCAGGUGGGGCCAUGCCAAAGACAUCGAAUUCGCGAGAACUUCGUUUCAAAACUCGACUAGAUGGCUAUGUUUCAAUACACCCAAGUUCCGUUAACUCGGAUGUGGGUAACUACCAAUCGCCAUUUUUGGUAUUUCACGAAAAGAUCAAAACUUCGAAAAUCUACAUCAGGGAAUGCUCAAUGGUUCCAAUGUUUCCGUUGGUACUCUUUUCUGGCAGUGAUUUGCGCAUUGAAUUGCAUGGCGGGGAGUUUUUGGUUCUGCUCGAGGAGGGUUGGAUAAUUUUGAAAGCACACAAUCAUGAAAUAGCCGAGAUGAUUCAGUGUUUGCGUAUUGAGUUGUUUAAAUUGCUUGAGGAGAAAAUAAAGGAUCCCUGUUUGAAUCUAAUGCACCAUGAAAAUGGACAAAAAAUCAUUCAAGCUAUUGUGCACUUAGUAACAAAGUAAUUUUAAAUGACGUUGUGUUCCUUGGCUAUAGUUUUUAGAUGCAUUGUUUGUAUAUAUGUAAUAAAAAUAUUUAGUUAUAUUUUUAAAA